GUACCCGUUUGAUUUUUCUUUACUUGAAGUAAGUCUUCGAGAAGAGGAAUGUCCUCCCACGUGGUGCCGAGGACAUCUGUUAGUGAGAAAUGAAGGCCUGAGAGAGAAAGGAGAGGAGGAGGAGGAGGAGGAGGAGGAAGGGGACUUACAUUAAUACAAGUGGGGGAAAAGAAAGGAGGUGAAGGAAGAACAAGAGAGCACGCAGAGAGGUGGAAACAAGGAGGAGAGAGAGUGACAUCAGCUAGAGGAGACCACUCUUUCCACAGAACAGCAGAGUGGGGAUAACAGACGCUCAUGUGAGCAGCCUCAGUGGCGGCAGCAGUGACUGGUGAGAGAGAGGAGGAGAAGAGAGAGGAAGAGAGCGGGGAUAACGGAACCACCACCAUCAUUCUGAUCGGAUUCACACCAGACAUGUGAGAAGAUGUCCGUGGGCGGCUGCGCGUGUCCCGGCUGUUCCUCCAAGUCCUUCAAGCUGUACUCCCCGAAGGAGCCCCCAAACGGUAGCACUUUUCCCCCUUUCCACCCCGGCACCAUGCUGGACAGAGACGUGGGUCCCACCCCGAUGUAUCCUCCCACAUACCUGGAGCCCGGAAUAGGGAGGCACACACCAUAUGGCAACCAGACAGACUACAGAAUAUUUGAACUCAACAAGCGGCUACAGAACUGGACAGAGGAGUGUGAUAACCUGUGGUGGGAUGCAUUUACUACAGAGUUCUUUGAAGAUGAUGCCAUGUUGACCAUUACUUUCUGUCUGGAGGACGGACCCAAACGUUACACAAUUGGCCGGACGUUGAUUCCGAGGUACUUCCGGAGUAUAUUCGAGGGCGGUGCCACUGAGCUCUACUACGUGCUGAAACAUCCCAAGGAGUCCUUCCACAAUAACUUUGUCUCCCUCGACUGUGAUCAGUGCACCAUGGUCACCCAGAAUGGAAAGCCCAUGUUCACACAGGUGUGUGUAGAAGGGCGCUUGUACCUGGAGUUCAUGUUUGACGACAUGAUGAGGAUAAAGACGUGGCACUUCAGCAUCAGACAACACCGUGAACUCAUCCCCCGCAGUAUACUGGCCAUGCAUGCCCAGGACCCACAGAUGCUGGACCAGCUGUCCAAAAACAUAACAAGAUGUGGCCUGUCGAACUCCACCCUUAACUACCUCCGACUGUGUGUGAUUCUGGAGCCCAUGCAGGAGCUGAUGUCCAGACACAAGACAUACAGCCUCAGCCCCAGAGACUGCCUCAAGACCUGCCUCUUCCAGAAAUGGCAGAGGAUGGUGGCACCACCAGCUGAGCCAUCAAGACAGGCGCCAAACAAACGGCGGAAGCGUAAGAUGUCCGGUGGCAGCACCAUCAGCGGAGGAGGAGGAACUAAUAACAACAACAACAACAAAAAGAAGAGCCCAGGCAGUGGCUUCCCUCUGUCCAGCCAAGUUCCAGAUGUGAUGGUGGUGGGAGAGCCCACACUGAUGGGAGGGGAGUUCGGUGACGAAGACGAGCGUCUGAUCACACGGCUGGAGAACACGCAGUUCGACGCGGCCAACGGCAUAGACGACGAGGACAGCUUCAACAACUCUCCGGCGCUUGGCUCCAACUCGCCCUGGAACAACAAGGCCCCCUCCAGCCAGGAGAGCAAGAGCGACAACCCCACCUCACAGGCAUCGCAGUAGAGCCCAGAGCCCCGCAACCUCAACACAAACCCCUCUCUGCCACCCCCCAGACCUCCGACCCGACAGCCACGAGUGCAACAGUCCAUCGCCUGCUCACCAACCCAGACAUCACUGUAGAGCUCAGAUUCAUCACACAGGUGGCCCGAGGGGGCUCAGCAUGUCUCAGACAAUGUCACUGAGCCGUUGCUGUGACUUCCCAUAUUUAGGCACUGUGUCCCACCUCUGUCUCCCCUUUUCCUCAUCUCACACUCAAAAAUGUCCCAUCUGCUCUCGCUAAUUUUCAGUUCGGACAGCAAUCGGGUAGAUGUGACCAAGGAGGCGCAGGGAUUAAAUCCAGGGGAGAACUGUGCACACUAAACUACUCACACUGAAGUUCACAUGUAGGGCAGGGCGGGGCGGAGGGGAUGGCGGCAUCGGGGCUUCGAGAUUGGUGGCGAGUCGCUUAGGGACCACUUGUCCACCCGUCCUCUAAACAUGCCUCUCAAUUCUGGUCUGCUCUGUUGAUGCACAAGUCACUCGUAAUGUUUGUUAAUAGAGUAUAUGUGUGCGCGCGUGUGUGAAAUGUGUGAGGAGCGAAAAGAGUGUUUGUGGCUUUGCUGAAGCAGACAGACCAGAAUUUAGAGUCCGUCUAUAAAAACCAUUGAAAUUCACACACUAAUAGGAGAGCUGAAAUGUGGCACUAGGGAAACAUCACACAUAAACACACACACAAACAAAUAAACAUAAUGAUUGAAGGAUUUUGAGUCCCCUAGUGCCAGAGCCAUCUCUGAUUAGACUACAACGGAUGCAGUCUUUCAAACAGAGAGCAUUUACAACACACACACACACACAAACACAUGCACAUACACACAGUUACACAUUUUAAGAGUUUUUAUACAGUAUAUAUUUCCCUAGAAUGUUUUUUAAUUUGUAUUAAACGCCUUCAUUUCAAUUGUUACUUUUUUAUUUUCUACCAAUACUGAAAAGCUACAGACCAAGGAGCAACACAGGACUUUUAUCCCUCCCCCCUCUAAAAUAUAUUGUUUUUAUCUUUUAUGUUUAUAAAAGAGAAAUAAUUUAGUGUGGAUGUUUUUAUUUUGUCUUUUCGUUCCUUUUUUGGAGAUUUAAAUUUGUGUAUUUGUGCUUGUAUAUUUAAGGUAGUAGCAAAGUUCUGUCUGACUGUAAUAAAAUGUAUUCUUACUUAGAUUUACCUAAAGCCAUCCCGAUCUAAUGUAAAGAAACAAAAAUAGGAAAAAGGAGAAAAAACACUCAUGACCCUAUCCCCCUCUAUCUUCCCACCUGCUCUUUCCUCUUCCCUCUUUUUUAAAACUUGUGUAAAUUAAAUUACAAAACCUCCGGGGGUACAAUGGCACCAUGGAGUAAUGAUUUUACUGUUUCAGUUGAUUUUUCUUUUUUAUUUAUUUUGGAAAUUUUAGAAAUUCACACAUGUAUUUCAUCUAUACAGGAAGUGAUUUUUUUCACUUAACAUUCAUCACAAUUUUGUGUACUGCAACUUUCAACUUGAUGUCAAGUGAAUGUGCUCACUGAAUUUUAGUUAACCGGUGAAUUUCAUAUUUCAUCACUGGCUAAGACCGAUCUUUUUUUUUUUUUUUUUAAAUUCAUUUUUGUCUAAAUUGCCUUCAUUUGUGCAGUGUCUUUCAUAACCAACAGAAUGAUCCCAUCAAUCAUCCAAACAUCUUCUAAAGCCAGCUUAACAUUAAGUUCAGUCGUCAUGUUGGGUAGCAAUGCUGAGUCUGUAAAGUCUCUGUUUGUUUUGUACAUUUCCAUUUCGUUACAGUUGAUUCCAGCAACAGUUAUGACUGAGUUUGAAUGGUGACUUGUACCUUUUCCAAUCCCUGUAGAAAAAAUCAUUGUUUGAUAUAUAUUUUUUGAUUUGGUUAGUUUCUGCCCUUGAUAAUUAAUGUAUGGUACCAAUAAAAAGAUACAUUUUCACUUUAAAA
Molecule: messenger RNA, 3600 nt
Organism: Sebastes umbrosus (honeycomb rockfish)
Lineage: Eukaryota; Metazoa; Chordata; Actinopteri; Perciformes; Sebastidae
Gene: ldb1b
Product: LIM-domain binding 1b
Exons: 12
Coding region: 422-1660 (412 amino acids)
Biological process (GO): nervous system development; negative regulation of transcription by RNA polymerase II; positive regulation of transcription by RNA polymerase II
Cellular component (GO): transcription regulator complex; nucleus
Molecular function (GO): LIM domain binding
Source: RefSeq, a predicted model, not a curated record